Messenger RNA from Adineta steineri, 2046 nucleotides. The record is from the annotation of a GenBank genome assembly. Lineage: Eukaryota; Metazoa; Rotifera; Eurotatoria; Adinetida; Adinetidae.
AUGGAAGAGCGAGAUCAACAAAGCAAAGCUGUAGGAUAAAUGGAUUUCGAUACAUCUGAUGUAGAUUCCGACAAUGAUGAUGUCGCCGAUGAUAUUCGCACUAAAUCUGGUUCAUCCUAUGAUUCAGAAUAUCAGCGUUCUAAAUCACCAUACAGAUACAAUGAUCGAUCAUCAACAUAUGAAAAAAAUCCAUACUAUCGUUAUCGACCACAUCCACCUCGUCAUGGUCAAGCUCCUAUUUGGCUGUUACCUUUGUCUGAAUUAUCAGAUCCAAAUGCAGCAAUUACAUUUUUUCUGGCUCUAAAACAAAAUCCAAAAGCAGUGCAAAAAUUGGAAAGAAUAUUCUGGAAAAUCACCGAUCCCGACAGUAGUGAAUAUCAGAAAUGGUUGACGCGUUCAGAAAUUAACAAAAUUCUGACACUCGAUAGUAAAAUUUUGAGUGCAGUUAAACGAUUUUUGCGCAAACAAUCGUUUACAUCUGUGGAAUUAAUUGGAACUGAUGUAUUUGCGAUUAAGACGACAAUUCGACAAGCAUCAGAAUUUUUUUCAGCUCAAUUUCGUCCCUUUAAAAAUACCAAGACAGGAAGAAUUACCCAUCUAGCUCAAGGCGAAAUGUGUUUGACAGAUGAAAUUAGUCAAUAUGUUGAUUUCUGGCUUGAUUUCAUCGAUGAUCCAUUUAAUAACAGAGAACCUACCAAUCCAUCUAAAAAACUUACUGUCUUUUCAAGUGAUGCAAAUGCUACGGAUACAGUAACUACUCAAAAUAUUCCUAUACUUGUUCCUCAAUUUGUUAAACCGUAUUAUAACAUUCCAGAUGUCUCGAAAACUGGUUUAGAAUCAGAUGUUUCACAAGGAGCAUUAGAAUUUGGAGGUCAGUUCUAUAGUGAACAAGAUUUAGAGAAAUAUUUGCAACUGAUGAACAUACCGUCCAACCUUCUUGAAUCAAACCAUAUUCUGGGUAUUAACGAUCCAUCGAAUCCAGGUCUCGAGACAAUGUUAGAUAUUGAACAAAUGGUGGGAAUAAAUCCUUUGGCUGAAACUUGGUAUUUCAACGAUGACGUGAAGAACAUAAGUAGUGAUGGUAUGUUUAUAAAGAUACUUACAAUAAAUGAAUUGGAUGAUCUGCCACAAAUUCUGUCCAUUUCGUAUGGUAGGCCUGAAGCAAAUGUAUGUGCAGGUGUUACCAACUGUGAUCAAAACGUCGUGGAUCUGAAUAAAAGAUUUACUAUUCGUGCAAAUAUUGAAUUUAUGAAGCUGACAAUGAGAGGUAUUACAGUUAUAGUCGCAACUGGUGAUGAUGGAGUAAAUGAUUUUUAUGCAGAUUGUACAAAUACAAUGUUCAAUCCCAUAUAUCCAGCCUCUUCACCUUUCGUAACAUCAGUUGGUGCAACUACAUUAGUUAAUGUACAGUACAACGUAUUGCAAGAUCAACCACCAGCUUGUACUGCGUUCAAUCCACCGCUCGUGUGUGUAUCUGGUGGAGAUGAAAUCGCUGUUAGUGUUUAUGAUCCUCUUUUCGCUAAGUAUACUAGUGGGGGUGGAUUUUCAAACUUUGCUCCUCAACCACCUUAUCAAAAAGCUGCUGUUUAUGAUUACUUUAAAAAAACAUCAGUGGUGUUUCCUCCACCAUCAAUGUACAAUCGAUAUGGACGGGCUUAUCCAGAUGUAGCUGCAUUUGGUGUAAAUACUUUCGCUGUGGUAAAUGGUACUAAUGGUUUAGUUUCUGGUACAAGUAUAUCGGCACCACUGUGGGCUGGUAUUGUCUCAAUUCUCAACUCUCGUUCAAUAAAAAUAACAGGUAAAACAUUAGGCUUUCUCAAUCCAUUGCUCUACAAGAUGGCCAAAGAAUGUCCAGAAUGCUUGAACGAUAUAACAGUUGGAAAUAACAAAUGUACACGAACAGUUUGCACAGAUCAGUGUAAAGGUUUUCAAGCUGCAUGUGGUUGGGAUCCAGUUACAGGGCUUGGUACUCCAAACACUAGAAAUAUUUUGCAGUAUAUAACAGAAUUAUUGAAAAAGAAAAUGAAGAAAACAGAAUACAACUAA